Molecule: messenger RNA, 1554 nt
Organism: Colletotrichum godetiae
Lineage: Eukaryota; Fungi; Ascomycota; Sordariomycetes; Glomerellales; Glomerellaceae
Exons: 5
Coding region: 1-1554 (517 amino acids)
Biological process (GO): mRNA cis splicing, via spliceosome
Cellular component (GO): precatalytic spliceosome
Molecular function (GO): RNA binding
Source: RefSeq, a predicted model, not a curated record
AUGGCUGCGCCGCCGCCUCCACCUCCGCCCGCGCGAGGAGGCCUGUCGCUCUACGCAAACCUCCUCGACCCAGUCGCCGACCCCUUGGCCACGAUCUCAAGCGCUCCCGUCCGCUACAAUCAAGACGGCACGGUCGCCGACCCGAAAGACGGAACGGCUGCGAAGAAGCCCAUAGAUCCAUGUUCACCAAAAACUUACCUCCCUCCCGCAGCCCUCCGCUUCCAGCCCAUACGCAGACCACAAGCAAAGACCGCGAAACCGAAACCAAACUUUCCCAAGACGAUACCCGGCGCGAACGCUCCCGCUGCCUCUACAGCUACGGCAACUUCUUCAGCACAAGCAUCCUCAACGACGACAGCCGCCCAGCAACCCCCGCCGCCAAAGAGCACCCUCGCCGACUGGGCUGUGACGGAAGAAGACGCGUGGCGCUACAGCGCCAAUGCGGGCUCCGGAGGCGGAAGCCACCAGCGUGGCGGCCGCAGAAAGAAGAAGAAGAAGGGCAACAACGACCAGCCCGCCGAGACCAACUGGGACGACAUCUACGACCCGACGAAACCCACAAAUGUCGAGGAGUACCUGCGCAGCGACGAGCGGAUCCAUGAGGUGCAGGAGUGGAAGAGGCUGCUCUACCGUCACCGCAGACGUAAGAGCCUGAGCGAUGACAGCGAUGAGGAGACGGAGCGCCGGCCGGCGAUGAACCAGUUCGCCCCUCCAGCCGAGUACUCAUUCGUCCCUCCGCCUCCAACCUCACCACCGCCAGCUGAACCGCAAGCCACGGCAGCAGCAACCGGAGACGACGCAUACGCCCGCCGCCAAGCCCUCUCCGCGUCCGCACCUCCUCCCCCUCCGCCACCGACCGACGAAGCAACGAUAUCCCGCGCCCCCGUCCGCUACACCCCCUCCACCAGAGAACCACCCGCAGACGAAGCAGACCCCUCAGACCCAGACUCCCCACCGCCCACCCUCGGCCUUGGCGCCACCGCCGGACCACCAGCAGAAGAACCCGCCCCGCGCUCCUCCCGCCCAGGCCAAGCCGGCUUCGCCCAGCGCCUCAUGAGCAAAUACGGCUGGACAAAGGGCUCCGGCCUCGGCGCGGACGAAUCCGGCAUCGUCAACCCCUUGCGCGUACAAGUCGAGAAGCGCAAGAAGAAGUCGGACGCCGAGGGCGGCGGGUGGGCCGAGCCCGGGAACCGCGCCAAGGUCAUUGGUGGGAAACGCAAGGACGAGAUUGACGGCAGCAGCAGCAGCAAGAAAUUUGGCGGGCCCAUGAGCGAGGUUAUUGUCCUGCAGCGCAUGCUUGAUAAUAUGGAAGACUUGCAGGGUGAGAUUGCCAAUGGAUUGGGGCAGGAAAUUGGAGAGGAGUGCGGUGAAAAGUACGGCCGAGUUGAGCGAUUAUACAUCGACGUUGAGAGGAGACAGGUCUUUAUCAGGUUUACGGACCAAGUCUCGGCCCUUCGUGCAGUCAAUGAACUCGAUGGACGUGUAUUCAAUGGCAAUGUCAUAGUGCCAAAGUUCUUCGAUACGGAAAAGUUCGACAAGGGUAUCUACCAAUGA